Molecule: messenger RNA, 2252 nt
Organism: Oncorhynchus gorbuscha (pink salmon)
Lineage: Eukaryota; Metazoa; Chordata; Actinopteri; Salmoniformes; Salmonidae
Product: inactive serine/threonine-protein kinase VRK3-like
Exons: 15
Coding region: 222-1814 (530 amino acids)
Biological process (GO): signal transduction; peptidyl-serine phosphorylation
Cellular component (GO): nucleus; cytoplasm
Molecular function (GO): ATP binding; protein serine/threonine kinase activity
Source: RefSeq, a predicted model, not a curated record
AUGUCAUUGGGUCAACUGCAAGUACAGAUGGUCACAUGUAGUAAUUACUAACAGCGCCACCCUCCAUAUCGGCAGAUCAAAGCCACAAAUCUGUUGGGUCUCAACCGAAACGACGUGCUGUCACCCCAAAAGUGGAACAGUCUGUAGAGCUUGCCUCCUCACCUGGCUUUUCACUUCUCCCCAGGUUUGCAAUCACAGGGACCUAAAUCUGCCAAUAAAGGAUGCUUUUCCACUUCUGCCCCCAGUGUGGCACCAAACUACAGCCUGGCUUCCGGUUCUGCCCCUCCUGUGGGGACAAGCUGCAGUGUGUUGUGGACCCCUCUGGACCUGUGGAGGCUGCUUCCUCUGGAGUCUCUCAGCUUCAUGGUGUAAUUAUGACUGCUAAUGCAAGCAGUCCUACUCCAAGCACAGCACAGCUGACUGGCUGGGACACAGAAGGCCUCGUCUGUGCCACCCCCAGCCCUGUGUCGACCCGUCCCUCACUCCAUAGGACCUGUAACUCUGUCCCCAUGGCCUGGAGUGAGGAGGCUCCUAGUAGUAUAACCAGUCCCCCUGUCACAGCCUCCACAAAACAUACUGCAGAUCAAAGCCACAAAUCUGUUUUGUCUCCACGGAAACGACGUGCUCUCACCCCAAAAGAAGAACAGUCUGUGGAGCUUGCCGCCUCACCUGGCUUUUCACCUCGCCCCGGGUCCCCCUUCACAGGCAAGGGGAAGGCAAAGAAGGCCAAGCGGGUAUGUGCUGUGGAGCCACUGCAGGAAGGGGAAGAGCUUUGUGACACAACUGGCAGGAAAUGGAGGCUGUUGAAACUGUUGAGUCAGAGCGAUGCAGAGAUGUUCUAUGGAGUCCAGCAGAAUGGGCAAGGUGCCAAUUCCAGUGACUACAAGCACAUCCUCAAACUAGGGGCUAAGGACGGGAAGAUGUUUAAUGAGCAGAACUUCCUGCAGAGAGCUGCCAAGCCCUCAUCUGUGGACAAGUGGAUAAAGCAUGCCAAGAUGGACUUCCUUGGGAUUCCUUCCUGUGUAGGAUUUGGUCUCCAUGCAGACUCAUACAGGUUUUUGAUUUUCUCCAGCAUGGGCCAAACUCUUCAGUCUUUCAUGGAUGAGGGGGAGGGGCUCCUGUCUGAGAAAGCGGUCCUUCAGCUGGCCUGCAGAGUAUUGGAUGUGUUGGAGUUCAUCCAUGAAAAUGAGUAUGUUCACGCAGACAUCCAUGCUGAAAACAUCUACAUCAGCCCAGCACAACAAACACAGGUAUACCUUGCAGGGUACUGCCAUGCUUUCCGGUACUCACCUGGUGGCCGGCAUGUGGAGUACCGUGAGGGUAGCCGAACACCAAAUGAAGGCGCCAUAGAUUUUAUAAGCCUGGAAUCUCACAAGGGAGCAGGUCCGUCUCGUCGUAGUGACCUGCAGGCUUUGGGCUACUGCAUGCUGCGCUGGUACACAGGGGCACUGCCCUGGACCUCCCUCACACACAAUCCAGCCCGCGUUGCCACGGAGAAGGAGAGGUACAUGGGGGAUGUUCCAGGUCUCCUGAGUCACUGCUUCGGACAGAAGAAAGUCUCCAGUGCGCUGCAGGUGUACCUGUCUCAGGUGAUGGCUCUGCAGUACUCUGACCAGCCGGACUACAGGGCUCUGAGGGCAGGCCUUAGUGCAGCUCUGCAGAAGCUGGGAGGGUCACUGGAGCAACCCCUUGACCUUCAGGUCAGAACACCCACACAACCUCUACACUAUCCCCAAGCUCCAUUGAGAAAACAGUCAGAUGACCACAGAAACCUGGAACCUCCCCCUCCCCCCCAGCAGAUGAAAGCGAUCUGAGGAAGACGAUACUUCGGGAUGAUAAUUCACUAAUGGAAUUUUUAGCCAGCUGUUUUUAAAAUGCUGACUUCAUGACUAUGUGGUGUGGGUCCUGCUGUGGUUUUACUGCACUCAAGGAGGAGCGUGUGAAGGUGCGUUUCAUUAAGUUCACUGGAGGUGCAGUGCACAGAAACUCCUGGUUAUGCCAGGUUAGUGAGCACUGCUGUACUGUGUUAUUGUCAGCAGUAGUUGGCGCUGUGGCAGUGAGUGGGUAGUUAAUGUUUAACCUAUGAAAUAAUACAGUUCAUAACAAAGAACCUUUGUUCAGGGUGGUAAUGAUUGUAAGUACAAAAAUGUACACUGUUCCAGUUAGGUGUUGUAGAUGUUCAUGAUAUGCAUUUGACUUUUUGUAUUGUUUUCAUAUCAGGAUAAUACUUUGUUAUUAAAGAGCUUUUAUUA